GCGGCUCCAUCUGUUGUUCCCGGCUGCGCUCGCUUCCAAUGGACUACGAGACGAGAGUCUUCCCUCACACCGGCGGCUAUGGACGCUACAACCGAAUCGUGGUGGUCUUCAGCUGGUUCCCUACAUUCGCCGUCAUGCUCAAUCUGUUCAGCGACAUUUUUUACACCACCAUCCCGGAUUCGUACCACUGCAAGCCGGACCCGGAGCUUCUCCCGUCCGCCUUCCUCCUCAGUAACUUCAGCCGGCAGGCGUAUCUAAACCUCACCAUCCCCUGGGUGAACGGCUCCGGACUGAGCCACUGCGAACUUUACAAGUACCCGCGGAAUAUUUCCGACCUCACCCCCGACGUCCCCAGGCAGAUAGUGGGGUGCACCAGGGGCUGGGAGUUCGCCAGACCCGCCGGUCUCCAGAGCAACUUCGUCACCGAGUGGAGUCUGGUUUGUGGUGAUUACUGGAAAAUCCCCCUUCAACACAUCUGCUUCAUGACCGGAUGGAUUGUGGGAUACAUCUUUUUUGGCAUGCUGUGCGACUGGUUGGGUCGACGGCGAUGCUUCCUCCUCUCCAUCAGUCUGUCCAGUCUGCUGGGUGCUGCUGUGUGUCUGUCUAGCAGCUCGGUGGUGUUCCUGCUCUUGCGACUGGCUCAUGGCGCUGCCCUGGCUGGAGUCUUAGUAGCUACCUAUGUCGCGCGGCUGGAGCUGUGCGACCCUCCCCACCGGCUCAUGGUCACGAUGGUCAGCGGAUUCUUCGGGGUGUUUGCAGAGCUGCUGUUACCGGGCUUUGCUGUUCUGUGUCGUGAUUGGCCCGUUCUCCAGGCCGUGUUGACUCUGCCGCUGGUGCUUCUGCUUUCUUACUGGUGCUGCGCCUCGGUGUUUCCCGAAUCUCCUCGCUGGCAGAUGUCCACAGCCCAGAUCCCUCAAGUCAAAAAGAGCCUGCAGGAAUUCUCCACCAGGAAUGGCGUGUGCCUGCGUGAUGAAAUCUACCCGGGAGAGUCUCUGCUGACGGAGAUCGACUCUGCGUAUGGUGAGGAGAGUCAGCCCAGAUACUACUCCAUUUUGGAGCUUCGUCGGACCCGUGUCAUCUGGAAGAACUGUCUGAUUCUGAGCCUCACGCUGUUCAUUGGGACAGGGAUCCAGUACUGUUUCACCAGAAACCUACACAUUUACUCCAAGAACUUCUACUUCAGCUACUUCAUCAGGACAGUCACUGGAGCCUUGGCCUGCAUCUUCAUUUGCAUCUCCGUCAAUCACUUUGGUCGGCGAGGGAUGCUCUUGCUCUUCGCCAUCAUCACUGGCUUGUCGUCGCUGCUGCUGCUGGCUCUCACGCCGUACCUGCGUGGUGGUCUGGUGUUGGUCUUCUCUGUGGUCGGCCUGCUCUUCUCGCAGGCCCUCGCCAUGCUCAGUGUGCUGUUUGCUGGGGAGGUGAUGCCCACUGUCGUGAGAGGGGGCUGCCUGGGUCUGGUUCUGGCUGCCGGUUGCGUGGGCAUGGCGGCCUCCUCCGUGAUGGAGCUCCAGAACAACGGCGGUUACUUCCUGCAUCAUGUGAUCUUCGCCUCCUUCGCCGUCCUCUCCGUGCUCUGCAUCAUGCUGCUGCCAGAAAGCAAACGCAAGCCACUGCCAGACACGCUGAAGGAAGGAGAGAGCCAGCGACGGCCGCCUCUCUUUCUCUCUCCCCCCAACAGAGACAACCUGCCGCUGCUGCACACGCGGCAGCCGCUGUCAGAGUACAACCCUGACAACUACUCGCGUCUGGUCUCAGCCACCAGGAGGAUGCUGGGCAGAGAUAAUUUGCCCUACAGGAUCGCUGUUCCGGCUCAGCCUCCGCUGCUGUCGGAGAGUGAGACCCAGGGAGCCGAGGAGACUCUGAGAGAUGUUGCUUCCUGAAUGGCCCUCAGUUUCAUAGACUUGGAUUAUCCUUUGUGACAUACCUCUGACAGACUCCAGACACUUCAGCCACUUCCUCUGAACAGCUGCUCGUGUUACACUCUCAGGUUAUAUUGGACGUUUGCGCCUAUCACUUCAAAAAUGGCCCUCUGCUUUUGUUCAUGCAGGAAACAAUCAGAGCUUUUUCUUUGUGAAACAUUUCUGCAACGUGUUAAACUGUGUGUCCCGUGUUUCCCAGCGGAGCUUGUGUGGCGGUGACCUUGGUUGACCCCUGCCGCCAGAUCCGUUUACAAGACAUGCGUCGGUGGUGUUGGCUCCAAAAGUGGAAAAGUAAAAAUCCCAAACGUCUUAGGACCUCAUUUGAUCUCGUCUUAUUGGAUUACAGAGACAUUUCAGCUUUCUAUUGAAUCUAAAGUACUGUACUUCAGAAAUCCAAACGGUGGAGCAAGUACUUCUAAAUGCCCAGAAGAGGGAGCCAAACAGCAAAUCAGCCAAAGAAAUUUUUGUACUUUUUGUCUUUGUAGAUGGCGCUGUUGCUCGGAGAGUUGGUCCAAAUAAAACAUCAGAAAAACCUGAA
This is a messenger RNA of Synchiropus splendidus (mandarinfish), 2457 nucleotides long. It is a transcript of the gene slc22a31, whose product is annotated as solute carrier family 22 member 31. Gene Ontology annotation, cellular component: membrane. Gene Ontology annotation, biological process: transmembrane transport. Lineage: Eukaryota; Metazoa; Chordata; Actinopteri; Syngnathiformes; Callionymidae. The transcript has 9 exons. The coding region runs from base 39 to 1880 and encodes 613 amino acids. Gene Ontology annotation, molecular function: transmembrane transporter activity. The record is from RefSeq and is a predicted model, not a curated record.